AUAUUCGCCAUUAAAAAGCAGCCGACGCCGCCCCACGCAGCUUACACGGCUUCCUCUCCUAUAUCAUCAUCUUCUUCUUCUUCUUCUCAUUCAUUCAUCUGAAGGAUAUUUCAACAAUGACAACUGAAACCGGCAAGCAAUCGAUCUACUUCACCGACUCCGACGAGAUCAAAAAAGUCUUCAACCGCUUCGACACCAACGGGGAUGGCAAAAUCUCUGCCCACGAGCUUCUACAGGUCAUGAAAGCGAUCGGAUCCGAAAUCUCCGACGAAGAAGUGAAGCAAAUGAUGACGAACAUCGACACAGACUGUGACGGAUUCAUAAACCUCGAGGAGUUCGAGGGGUUCUUCAAAGGAAAUGCGGGUGAUGAGGACGAAGGAAUGAAGGAGCUUCAUGAAGCGUUUGAGUUGUACGAUUUGAACAAGAACGGGUUGAUAUCGUCGACUGAGUUGCACCAGAUUCUGACUCGGUUGGGGGAGGGGUGUACGGUUGAGGAUUGUGUGAAGAUGAUCAAAUCGGUUGAUUCUGAUGGUGAUGGGUAUGUUAAUUUUGAGGAGUUUAAGAAGAUGAUGAUGAAGAGUUAGUUCAUUUAAUUGUGGUGGUGUAGUUUAGCUUGUUUCUUGUUUGAUUUUUCUAGCUUUUUGUCAAAAUUGGUACUCAGAGACUUUAUCAUUAAACAAAAACGACAAGAAACAAAUCUCAGACGCAACACACUCUUCAAACUCUAAGACUCGAAUCAUCAACAUGACGAACGGACUUCAAUCUUUUACACAAUCUACACGGGUUAAACACUAUAAACCCUAGAUUUAUAAGAACUAUACAGAGUGCUAGAGAGAGACGAAAGAGAAUUGUGACACUAUCUAAUGUUGAGAGAUACUCAACAAAAAAACUCUAACCCUAACCACAACAUACUUAUAGAGACCCACGACCCGACUUGACCCACAUGAAAUAACACGCGAUAUGGGCCUAAUUAACAUACACGGGUAAUGGACUUAACAUAUGACCUAAAGUUGAUAACUUGAAACGUGAACCCUGUGUUGAUGGAUGCGUCGGGCUAGCCCAGUAGUUCUAUGGAGCCCAACCUUUAAAUGUCCAGCAGUGUAUAGCAACCCAUAUGAAUGUCUUAUCAAGCAGCCCAUAUCCUUGUUGAGAAGCCCAUGAUCCAUAUACAUGUUACACACAAAAAAAUAUAACAAACAUUAUAAACUUUAUAAUAUCCAAGUGUAAGGUAUUAAAUUGUUAAUGUUAAAUCAUUUAACAUUUUCAACACCCCCCCACAAUUUAAUACCCAAGUUGAUCAAACAUGUUGAACUUCUUACAAAAAUCAUUGUCUUGACCCACUACCUAACCUUAGGCAUAUGGAAAAUAAAGACAAUAAUCAGAUGUAAACAAGAAAAACAACAAACUAAGUACUUUGUCAUGGAUUUGCUUGACAAAUAAACAAGUUUUAUCUAACCAAUAAACAACUCUCAACAAUAUAAUACAGCUCACAUAUAGAUCAUCAACAAGAUCACCUACUCUCACAAAAUACUCAAUCUAACAGGUAAACAAACAAAUAUGCUCAAACCCUAGAAACGAAUCAGAGAGAGACUGCACAAUAACCCUAACACUAAUGUAGGAAUACCAUUGAGAGAAAGGACUGGAAAAAACUUGACUCAAAAAGUUAACAGCUUAAAAGAAUCAAAAAAAGAUAAAACUUGACACCCCCGAUACUACAUCGCACAACAUAUUUCAUAGCCAAAGAAUCUCACACAAGAAACACCAAGGCUGUAAAGAGUCCCAAAACAUCCAGAGCAACAAAUAUGGAAGCAUACAUUACAGCUGACAAGAUUACAAAACUAGACCACUGUGACAAUGUGACAUGAGAUGCAAACACAAUAACAACUCAAAAACACAAGAUCCUCCAAUCACAAACAAAGAAUCUUCCAAUUUUAAAAAACACACAAUUGAGUAACUAUAUGUUAUUUUUACAAGACAUCUUUCAUGAACCACAUAAUCAUAUGACACAUAACAUAAUCAGAUGUACAUAUAAAGUCAUCUUAAAAUUUAGUAUCAAAGUACCGUUUGAAAUGCUCAAAAAACUUAACUAAACCAGAACACACUCACAAAACGACACAAAAGAUCUUUACAGAAACUCUACGGAUUAGACUAGACCAUCAAUAUAAUGAUCUGAGACAGAACCUACAAGAUCUAACAAGUUCAACAUACAAAAAAACUCAAGAUCUCAGAUUUACUCCAGAGACAUCUAAAGAAAAUACAGUGAAGGUGAACGUAACUGAUCUAAUACUCUAACAAAUCAUUAACACAACGAUCUGACUACAAAGACAACAUCAGAUCUAACAGAUUGGCUAUACAAUACACCCUAGAUAUACGAUGUGCCUCACAACAAACAAUGAAUCACACAAUUCAACAAACAAGUCUGCAUAUAACACGAAGCACACACUUCUAUACCAGACCGCAAUUAUAGCCUACAUAAACUCCGGCAAAAUACAAAAUCGCAUGAUUUUAUAACCAGACAAUUAUCUCUUACACAAGAGAAAAAAAUACAAGACUAUCAUCACAAACAUUCAAUCAUGUAAAGAACAAGUCUAGAAAAAAUCAGAUCAACAACACGAAGAACUGAUAGAACCAACACUACGAUCUAAUGGGACUAGACUCAACAACACAAAGAAUCUACAAACGACCCUAGACCAGUGAGGAAAGAAAAAAAAAACAAACAUCACCUAGACCAGUGAACUAACAUCACUACGAUCGGCGAAGACAUCUCAAAGAGACAAAUAAGAUCACCAACUCGAUGAUCCUACACAAACCUCACUACGGUUAGACUCAAAAACAUGAAAAAUCCUAGACCAGUGAGAUAAAGGCAAACACUAUCAAAGAAUACAUCUUCAAGAUAGUAUAACAUUUACAAGAAAAAUAAUCACGUUGCGAUUCCAAUAACCAAAGGAAUACAUGAUUGAUCAAGGGUCAACAGAUGUGUUAUCAGAUAACGAAGCCUAAAACAAGACUUGUGAGGAACAUAAAGACUAAUUUGACCCAAGCAAAAACUUUUACAACCCCACAACAAAUACUGAAUCACAGGAUUCACGACACAAGCCUGAUAACAACUAGUAUAUUAUGAUCUACAUCCGGAAAAAAACAGCCAAACACAUUCUAUUUGAACACCAAAUCACACAAUUUACCACCAGAAAGCUCACAAGAGACAACAUAUAAGGCUGUUAAAACUUAAAACAUUCAAGAAUACACUUGAAGAACUGGUUAAAAAACAUGUGAACCACACAGUUCAACAAACCAGAAAACCAAAAUCCUAUAAUCAUGACAAUAAGACAUCAACAUCAGGCAAACCAAAUAUGACAGAUUAAUAAAUUCAACAACUUUUGUAGUAUUAGACAACAUAUCAAAAUACACAUUUUAUUAACCAAACAUAUGCAGUAUGCACACAAAGAGAUACAACAUAUGGCACAUUACAGCUUGUAUUGUUGUUGACCAACACAUUCCCUACCUUAUAAGAUCAAGCAAUCGUGAAACAUAACCAAAAGGAAGUACUUCACGAAUACAAACAAAUAAAGACAAGUACAUAAGGCUCGCUAUACCCGCUCCAAGCACCUCUUUUUUAAAACCCCAAAAAUUUACAGUAAACUUCACAGAUCAUUUGAAAAGAAGAAUACAUAUAAUAUGGCAGUUUUUUUGUAUAAACGGUAAACCAAAUCGUUCACUACAAUUUGAAAUUUUUGAACCGACCGACUAAAAAAAACGGCCCGUAAAACCAAAUUAAUGAUCUUUUUAAACAUUUUUCACGAUUUAAAACGAAACUUAUUGACACACAGGUCUUGUACAAAAAUAAAACCAUAUCAUUCUUAAAGACCAAACAAGAUAUCUAACUCAGUAGAUUCCAUUUUAAGUAGCUUAACACCAGUGAACAAGAAUUAAAAAGUGAGUGCACAAAGUGCAAGAAAUCUUGAUAUAAUUCAAAUUUUAGAACAUGGAAUCUAAAAAAACGAGACAUAUAGUUUACCUAUGUGACAAGUCAAUAAUGAAAAAGACAUCUGAGAGAACUUUUUACCAUUAUCAAAAAAAGAAAAAAACUUAUUAACCAAACAAAAUCUAAUAUUAGACUACGGGCAUGAACACCAUGAUUAUAACCAAACUAAUCCAAACCACAAUAAGAAGCAAAUAAAGAUGACCAAAAAAACAAAAAACAAUAACAGAUUUGAGAUACAUCACAAUAAAGAAUUUCAAACCACACAUGAUCAAGCAUAACAAAAAAAUCUAUAGAAGUGCAUCACAUGUCACGUUUGAAGGAAAAGACAAGUAAUAAAUGCACAUAGAUAAUGCCCAAAUACAAUAA
This is a messenger RNA of Helianthus annuus (common sunflower), 4348 nucleotides long. RefSeq names its product calcium-binding allergen Ole e 8. NCBI's taxonomy places the organism in Eukaryota, Viridiplantae, Streptophyta, Magnoliopsida, Asterales, Asteraceae. The transcript has 2 exons. Gene Ontology annotation, molecular function: calcium ion binding. The record is from RefSeq and is a predicted model, not a curated record. The coding region runs from base 117 to 584 and encodes 155 amino acids.